CAUAGAUGGCAAAAACAACCACCAUCUGUCAACCCUGUCAACUUAACAAAAAGAAUUUGCAAAAAUUAACCAAACAAAUUGAUAACAUUCUCAUUUUGGACAAUAAAAUCAUAACUUAACCUCAAAAGAAAAUGUUCGGUUUGUAAAAAAUGUUUCAACAAAGGUUAAAACAAGAUCGUCAAAAAAUCUUAAAAGAAAUUAAUAGAGGAGUUAAAAUGUUACAUUGCUGUAAUUUUGCCUUAAUAAAUCCAAAAAUAACCAUAAAAUUAAAUGUUUUGAUACGGAAUUUAUAUAACUUCGUCCCGAAUCAUCAAAUAACAAGGGAAAAUGACGUGGAAUUUUUAAAAGAAUUUUUAAAAUCAUCCACGAAUAUCUUAGUUUUAACAGGAGCGGGUAUUUCAACUGAAUCAGGAAUACCUGAUUAUAGAUCGGAAAAAGUUGGUUUAUAUGCUCGAUCGAAUCACAAACCGAUUCAACACCAACAAUUUCUAACAUCUCCAUCUAUACGAAAAAGAUAUUGGGCGAGAAAUUUCGUUGGAUGGCCGAGGUUUUCAAAUUGUAAACCGAAUUCAACGCAUUUUUGGGUACGCGAUUUGGAAUUAAUCGAUAAAAUUUCUUGCGUUGUCACACAAAACGUCGACGGUUUGCAUACAAAAGCUGGAACUGGAAAAUUAAUUGAACUACAUGGGUCUUCUUAUCGCGUUUUUUGUUUAAAUUGUGAAAAAAUUUAUUCUCGACAUGAUUUGCAACAAGAAAUUUUAAAAAUUAAUCCUUUUAUCGAAGACACAUCAAAUAUGAUUCGACCCGAUGGAGAUGUUGAUAUUUCAGAUGAAACCGUAAAUAAAUUUGUUAUGCCAACUUGUACGCAUUGUAACGGCUUGUUAAAACCGGAUAUUGUAUUUUUUGGCGAUAACGUACCGAAACGGAGAGUUGAAGCGGUGAAUAAUUUUUUGAAGGAAAGUGAUUCAGUUUUGGUUUUAGGGUCGAGUUUAUUCGUUUACUCAGGGUUUAGAAUUAUUUUACAAGCGUUAGAAGAGAAAAAGGAGAUUGUUAUUGUUAAUAUAGGCGAAACGAGGGCUGAUAAAUUGAAUUUAAACAAAAUUAAUGCUCGAUGUGGUGAUAUUUUAUCA
Molecule: messenger RNA, 1130 nt
Organism: Onthophagus taurus
Lineage: Eukaryota; Metazoa; Arthropoda; Insecta; Coleoptera; Scarabaeidae
Gene: Sirt4
Product: NAD-dependent protein deacylase sirtuin-4
Cellular component (GO): mitochondrial matrix
Molecular function (GO): histone deacetylase activity, NAD-dependent; NAD+ binding
Source: RefSeq, a predicted model, not a curated record